Dendrobium catenatum is the source of this 4059-nucleotide messenger RNA. RefSeq lists its product as uncharacterized. The record is from RefSeq and is a predicted model, not a curated record. The transcript has 6 exons. Bases 1 to 4059 code for a protein of 1352 amino acids. Lineage: Eukaryota; Viridiplantae; Streptophyta; Magnoliopsida; Asparagales; Orchidaceae.
AUGGAGCUUGCUACUCAGUAUUUUCCUCCCCUUUCUUCACCCUCUUCUAAGGGACAACCUUUUGUGCUUCAUUCUGGUUCCUAUGCGGAUAAUGUUUCAACUCCAGCUGUUAAGUCGACCAACUUCCCCGUCUCCUUCGUCUCCCCAACUCCGAAGCUUUCCUUUAGAGGCAAUGAUCUUUUGGAAGGUGCUAAUUUCUGGAACCUUUCGUUGGUGGGUUACUCAAUUGGCCCUCGCCCCUACUACGAACAACUGCUUUCGGCUAUGAAAAAGGUUUGGAGCAUCAAAGAUUUGGAAAUAGUGUGGAAUGGGGGGCCCUGGUUUUUGUUGGGGAAGCCAUUCAUCUUGCAGCGCUGGUCCCUAAAGUUUAAGCCGGUUAGGGAUGAAAAUGCCACUAUACCCAUCUGGAUAAAAACUAUGGAUUUACCUUUGGCGCUGUGGACACCUUUAGGGAUCUCCCGGAUUGCUAGUUUCAUCGGGGUUCCGAUUUCUGUUGACACGCUCACUGCCAAUCAUACCAGACUCACCUUUUCUAGGUCGCCUGCUGUGCUCCCCAACUCUACUAAAGACCUUUCAUUACCCAAUUUAAACCUUCCUAUGGAUGUUGCUUCCUCGUCGGAGCAGUCUACUCCACCUUCCUCUAUCCCCCCUCCUAAAAUCCCUACUGCAAAUAAGUUUGAUUCCCUUCAAGCUUAUGAUGCUGAGCUUCCUCCUCUUGAUUACCCUCCUGGAAACGAUGAUACUGCUGAUGCAGAGCUCCCCUCUUCUUCUACGACUCAAAUCUCAACGGAUUGUUCUUCUUCAGACCGUCUUCAUAAUUCUAAAGUCAAAUCCAAAUCCCCCAAAGAAGUCAAAAAAGUUAAGCCUGAAACUUCCAAAAAGGCAAAGGAUCCCAUUAUUAAUGAUUUGGCUCAAGUGGGACAAAGCUGUUGUUUCUUUUAUCCCCUCUUUCUCUUCCUCUCAACUCAUCCAUGGUUCCUUCUCUUGGGGGCUGCUUCUUUUGAGCUAUCUGUUGUCUAUGCCUCCAAUAAUGUGAAUGACAGGAAAGUUCUUUGGGAUGAUAUCCGGAAUGUUGCCCCUUCUAUUGACCUUCCUUGGAUCAUUUUGGGUGAUUUUAAUUGUUAUCGUUUUGAUUAUGAAAAAGCUGGGGGAAAUAAUCCGACUCAAAGCUCUCUGGGGGAACUCUACAAAUGUGUUUUCAACUGUGGUCUUCAGGACCUUGCUUCGGUUGGCCUUUUCUACACCUGGUUUAAUCAGAGGGUGGACAUGACCAUUCAUAUCAAACUGGAUAGGAUGAUGAUUCCUAAGGACUUGGUGCAAGCAUUUUCGAAACGUCAUGAGAAUAGUCCUAUAUCUGAUUUCUAUCAGAGCCUUAGGCAUCUUAAGAAUGCUCUUAAAAAGAAAAACUGGUCUUCCUCCAAUUUUCUUAGUAAUGCUAUCAAGGAUUUGAAAUAUUCUCAAAAUUGUUGUCUAGAAGAGAUUCAAUCUAAUCCUUUGAACCCGGUUUUGAACAAUUCUCUUAAAGAGAUUAAUGAACAAUUGGCUAAUAUUCAAUCUGCUUGGUCGGCUUGGAUUUCUCAGCGUGCUAAGACUUAUUGGCUUUUGAAGGGUGAAGAUGACUUGGAUUUUUUAUUUGCUAAGAUUAAGGCUAGAAGCAACAGAAAUUUUCUUAGGGAAAUUACUACUGAAAAUGGCUCCUUCACUACUCAUUCAAAUAUCUCUUUAGCAAUUACUAAUCAUUUCAAGGUUUUAUUUAACUCCCCGAUCUCUAUGGGGUGGGAGGAUGUUCAUAUUCCUGUUGGUAAGACGGUUCCUGCUGAGCUUUACCCUAUGCUUCUCAAUUUGGUGAUGGAUGAGGAGAUUAAGAAAGUUGUUUUUUCUGGUAAAUCGGAUGCUGCUCCUGGGCCGGAUGGUUACUCUUUUGAGUUUUAUAAGAAAACUUGGCAUGUGAUUGGUUCUAUUUUUUGUAGGGCUGUUAAAUGGUUUUUUUCCAAUGCUUAUCUUCUUAGAGCCACUAAAGCUACUGCCAUUGCCUUAAUUCCAAAAAAUACACAUGCUUCUCAUAUUUCGGAUUACAGGCCCAUUUCCCUUUGCAAUGUGUUCUACAAAGUGGUUGCCAAGUUGCUUGCUAAUAGGCUUAAAGAGGUGCUUCCUCUUAUAAUUCAUGAAAGUCAAGUAGGGUUUAUUGGCAAGCGUUGUGCCUCUGAUAAUGUUAUUUUGGCUGCUGAGUUGUUGAGGGAGUUCAAUGCUAAUAUCAAAUUUUUCUGUGCUAAGUUGGACAUUCGGAAAGCUUUUGACUCUCUUUCUAGAGAAUUUCUGUUACACCGCUUAAAACUUAAAGGCUUUCCUGAUCACUUCAUCAAAUUGAUUAAAUGCUGUAUUUUUGAUGUGUAUUUUUCUAUCAGCAUCAAUGGUUCUCUUGAAGGCUUUUUCAAGUCCUCUUCUGGUCUUAGACAGGGUUGCCCCCUCUCCCCUCUCUUGUUUUGUAUUGCCAUGGAUGGCUUAUCUCACUGCCUUCAUCCCAAUAUUUUCCAAGGUAUCACUUGUAAUGGGGUUAGUGUUAACCACUUGAUGUAUGCUGAUGAUCUGUUAGUUUUUGGGAAAGCUGAACAUGACAAUGCCCAGUUCCUUUUACUUUCCUUAAAUCGGUUUGCUGAGGCCUCAAACCUAGCUGUUAACCCCACCAAAAGCUCUAUUAUUUUUUCAAAAAAUGUCACUGCCCCCUCUCUUAUUGCAGACCUUCUUGGCAUCCAGAACACCAAUGUCCUCCUCACCUAUCUUGGUCUUCCCAUCUCCCCAUCCAGACUCAAAUUUUCUCACUUCCAACCCCUUAUGAGCAAAAUUUCUGCUCUACUUGCGGGUUGGAAAGUUAAGUUUUUGUCUUUUGCAGGUCGGCUUCAAUUUUUAAAAUACACGAUUGCUGAUACGAUAGCCUAUUGGAUUAGAGGAGCAAUUAUACAUAAAAGAUGCAGAACUCUUAUUUCUAAGCUUUGUUCUAAGUUUUUACUACAUGGUGACACUGAAGCAAAGAAAAUGCAUUUAAUUGCUUGGAACUCUAUUACUAAGCCGAAAAUUCAUGGUGGUUUGGGAAUUCAUUCCUUUGAUGCCCUUUAUUUUGGUACUGCUGCUUCUUUCAUUUGGAAAAUAUAUAAUGUUGACAACCUGGUGGGGAAGUGGUUUAGAGCUAAUUUCCUAUCUCCAUGGAAAUCUGCUCCACCGUCCUCUUCCAACUUCUGGAAAAUGAUUUGCACUCAUGCUUUGGGUUUUAAGCAUUAUUUCUCUUUUUUUAUUGGUCCAAAUAGUAGGUUUUCUUUCCUUUGGGAUCCUUGGUUUAAUGGUAAACUAUUGGGGGAUUUUAUUUCUGAUAUUAGGCUAUCUUCUGCUGUGGUGGGAAAUUUUAUUUCUGAUGGUGCUUGGUGUUUACCUGAUGCCUUCCCUUUGGAGAUUAAAACUGAGAUUUUGAAUAUUGCCAUUUUUGAGGAGCCGGUUAUUAUGUGGGAUGGCACAAGCAUGCCUACCUUUAAGGAUUUCACUUCCAAAUUUUAUUCCAAUUUAGUGUUGGUUGACUGGCAUGAUUUUGUCUGGUUUAAAAAAGCUUCCCUUAAGUUUGCCUGUUACACUUGGAUGGCUUUGAUUGGCAAGCUUAAGUGUGCGAAUACUCUUAUCAGGAUUGGCAUUAAUGUCACUGCAGAUUGCUCCUUCUGCAAAUCUCACAGGGAGACUCUUCAGCACCUUUUUUUCGAAUGUGAUUUCUCCUUCUCUGUGUUGCUGUUAAUUCUGCCUAUUUUUAUGGAAUUUCUGUUUAGGCCAAAUCUGUUUUUGGCCUUUGAUUGGCUGAACACUACUUUCUCUUAUUCUGUUGUGGAGAAAAAUUUCUGUUUCUCGGUAUUGGCUUGUGCAAUUUAUCAUAUUUGGAGGGAGAGAAAUAAUAGGAGGUUUUCUAACUCCUGGAUGUCUCCUUAUGGGGUUAUUGAGAGUAUUAAAUCUAUUAUUAAAGUAAAGGUGAAGCAUUGGAAAAAUAUUGAUGGGAUCAAACACAAAUAUGCUGAAUUUUUUUGA